This is a messenger RNA of Lasiodiplodia theobromae, 1599 nucleotides long. Its product is annotated as Phenylalanyl-tRNA beta subunit protein. The coding region runs from base 1 to 1599 and encodes 532 amino acids. Gene Ontology annotation, cellular component: phenylalanine-tRNA ligase complex; cytoplasm. The record is from RefSeq and is a predicted model, not a curated record. NCBI's taxonomy places the organism in Eukaryota, Fungi, Ascomycota, Dothideomycetes, Botryosphaeriales, Botryosphaeriaceae. The transcript is spliced from 3 exons. Gene Ontology annotation, biological process: phenylalanyl-tRNA aminoacylation. Gene Ontology annotation, molecular function: ATP binding; phenylalanine-tRNA ligase activity; RNA binding.
AUGCUGUGCUUCGAGGGCAUCGCCCAGAACCUCAACAUCUUCCUUGGCAGGCAAGCCGUUCCCAACUACAGAUUAGUAUCUCCCGCCGGCGGCGAGCUGCAGGUCAUGAACGUGGACAAGGAGACGGCAAGGAUAAGACCGCUCGUUUCGUGCGCCAUUCUGCGCAACAUCACCUUCACCAAGGACCGCUACGAGUCUUUCAUCGCCCUCCAGGACAAGCUCCACCAGAACCUUGCGAGACAGAGGACGCUUGUCUCUAUCGGAACCCACGAUUUGGACACCAUCCAGGGCCCCUUCAGCUACGAGGCACACGCUCCGGAGGACAUCAAGUUCGUGCCGUUGAACCAGGAGAAGGAGAUGAACGCGAAGGAACUGAUGGAGUUCUACGAUAAGGACAAGCACCUUGGACGCUACCUGCACAUCAUUCGGGACUCGCCCGUCUACCCUGUCAUCUACGACGCCAACCGCACCGUUCUUUCUCUGCCUCCCAUCAUCAACGGCAACCACUCGAAGAUCACCGUGGACACCAAGAACGUCCUCAUCGAGAUUACUGCUCUCGACAAGACCAAGGUCGAGAUCGUGAACCACAUCGUCUGUGCCAUGUUCAGCAUCUACUGCGAUGAGCCUUACACCGUCGAGCCGGUCAAGGUCGUCUCUCCUCACAACGGCGAGACCCGCGAGUCGCCAGAUCUCACUCCUCGCCAGAUGCAGGCCGAGAUCGACUACCUCAACCAGGUCUGCGGUCUGAACCUGACCCCCGAGGAGCAGUGCAAGCUGCUUCAGCGCAUGUCGCUCCAGGCUACUCCAUCGAAGAGCUCGCCCAAGCACCUCGACGUCGCGGUUCCUGUCACUCGCGCCGAUGUUCUGCACCAGUGCGAUAUUAUGGAGGAUCUUGCCAUCGGUUAUGGCUUCAACAAGCUGCCUCGUGAAUACCCUAACAAGAGCGCGGCUGUUGCAGCACCACUGAAGAUCAACAAGCUUGCUGAUAUCGUGCGUUCGGAAGCCGCCAUGGCCGGAUGGUCGGAGGUCAUGCCGCUCAUCCUCUGCUCUCACGACGAGAACUUUGCGUGGUUGAACCGCAAGGAUGAUGGCAACACCUGCGUCCGUCUGCAGAACCCCAAGACCCUGGAGUACCAGAUUGUCCGCACUUCGCUGUUGCCCGGUCUUCUCAAGACGAUUCGUGAGAACAAGCACCACAGCGUGCCCAUCAAGAUUUUCGAGGUCAGCGAUGUCGCCUUCAAGGACCUGUCGCUGGAGCGCAAGAGCCGCAACGAGCGCCACUUCGCCGCUGCCUGGUACGGCAAGACCUCCGGUUUCGAAGUCGUCCACGGUCUGCUUGACCGUGUCAUGCUGAUGCUCCGGAGCGCCUUCAUCACGCACGAGGACGCGCUCAAGAACGACAAGCUCGGGGGCUACUGGAUUGAGGAGGUCGAUGACCCGACCUUCUUCAAGGGCCACGCGGCAGCUAUCAAGCUCCGUCUCAACGGCACCAUCCACAACAUUGGUGUCUUCGGUGUCCUGCACCCGACUGUGCUUAAGAACUAUGAGCUUCCCUUCCCGACCACCGCGCUGGAGCUCAACCUCGAGAUCUUCUUGUAG